GUGGCCCAAUUUCACAACAUUUCCGGUUUUUUCUACGCCAUUUUGGAGAAAGACUCUUCAGAUCGACUUUUUUGCCUCUUUCUACAAAACCUCUGGAUUUGGAUUCUCGUUGAUAUUUUCUUCCUCUUCCGUCGACGACUAUGGCUGAGCAGCUCACCGAUGAUCAGAUCUCCGAGUUCAAGGAGGCCUUCAGCCUCUUCGACAAGGACGGCGAUGGCUGUAUCACCACCAAGGAGCUUGGGACUGUGAUGAGGUCACUGGGCCAAAAUCCAACCGAAGCUGAGCUGCAGGACAUGAUCAAUGAGGUGGAUGCUGAUGGUAACGGAACCAUCGACUUCCCUGAGUUUCUGAAUCUGAUGGCUCGAAAGAUGAAAGACACCGAUUCUGAGGAGGAACUGAAGGAAGCCUUCCGUGUGUUUGACAAGGACCAGAAUGGUUUCAUUUCUGCAGCUGAACUCCGCCACGUGAUGACAAAUCUUGGUGAGAAAUUGACCGACGAAGAGGUCGAUGAGAUGAUUCGUGAGGCUGACGUGGAUGGUGACGGCCAGAUUAACUACGAGGAAUUCGUUAAAAUCAUGAUGGCCAAGUGACAAAUGGAUCAAACGUGAAAGAAGAGAACCUAUAGAGGCUAAGAACCGAGAGAGAGAGAGAGAGAGAGAGAGGUUAGCACAACUGUGUUCCAUGGCACACCUAUAUACCCCCAACUGGAACACUUUCUAUGUAGGACCCUUCUUCUUCUUCUUCUUCUUCUUCGUGUUACUAGCUUUACUUUGGUU
Messenger RNA from Cucurbita pepo subsp. pepo (vegetable marrow), 776 nucleotides. RefSeq names its product calmodulin-7. Gene Ontology annotation, molecular function: calcium ion binding. Gene Ontology annotation, cellular component: myosin II complex. The record is from RefSeq and is a predicted model, not a curated record. NCBI's taxonomy places the organism in Eukaryota, Viridiplantae, Streptophyta, Magnoliopsida, Cucurbitales, Cucurbitaceae.